AUGGACAUAGAUAUCCUUGAGGAAAAAAUAAAAAGUCUGGAAGAAGAAUUAAAAAAGUUCGAAAAAGAAGAAGCAUGUAAAAUUGAAAAGAUAGAAAAGGACAUUGAUUUAUUAGAUAAAAGUGUAAAAGAUUUAAGAAAAAAAAAAGUAAACAAAUUAUCACUGAGUGUUAACAAAUGUUUUGAAAAGAAAUUUAAUGAAAAUAAAAAUUCCAGAAAAAAAAAAAAAAAAUUUCUAAAAGGCAUAAAAAAAGAUAUAUUACUUGAAUUAAAAUUAUGGCAAAAUGAAAAGAAAAAAUGUAACAGUACUUUUUUAAAUAAUACUUAUCAAAUAAAAAACAUGUUUGAAGAAAUAACAAAUGAAAUAAAACAUACAUUCUUAUCCUUAAAUACAAAAAGACAAUAUUUAUUUAAAUAUAUAUUUGAUAAAAUAGCAAACUUUAAAAACAAUGCUAUUUUAUAUUAUAAUAAAUAUAUAACUAUACAAACAGAAAUUGAUUCUUUAUUUGAGUCCAUAAAUAAUAAUACAAUAACUGAUAUUUAUAUAUUAAAUCAAAAUUCUUUACUAUUCCAAAAAGAAUUGGUAAAUAUGUUUCAACGUUUUUAUUACCAAAUAGAAAACUCUAUAAUGGAAUAG
Molecule: messenger RNA, 636 nt
Organism: Plasmodium gaboni
Lineage: Eukaryota; Apicomplexa; Aconoidasida; Haemosporida; Plasmodiidae
Exons: 1
Coding region: 1-636 (211 amino acids)
Source: RefSeq, a predicted model, not a curated record